Messenger RNA from Seminavis robusta, 1020 nucleotides. Lineage: Eukaryota; Bacillariophyta; Bacillariophyceae; Naviculales; Naviculaceae. The record is from the annotation of a GenBank genome assembly.
AUGAUGGGACUUGUGCUUUCCGUGCUGACAAUGCCGCUUUGGCAGUUCCUCUGUGGCUUGGUGAUCCUUCCCACCGUUGUGGCGUUUGUCAUUCUCGUCUUGUGCUUCAAGGACGGUGGCGAAACGUUUCGAUCCAAUUUGAGUCUUCGCGACCAGGAGCAGCCGGAGGAAUGGAAAACCUCGUUGCUCUUCACCUUGUUUGUCUACUGCAAGUUCCCACUGUUGAUCAUGGCAAACGCUGGAAUGGCCCUACAUGAGCAUCUCGACGGUGUGGUCCGAAACGUUGUUGACGACUUGGUGUUCGACGACGCGCGCCCUUACAACGACGAGGACGACGACACGACGGUCCUCCAAGGCGACGACAACGAAGCGAGCCUACAAGACGAUGCCAGUUCCCUUGAAGUGAACGAAGCAGAGUCGGAGCAAGAGCACGACGAAGAAGAAGCAAGCGCAGAAGAGGAGGUGGAUCUCCACGGUGACUGGGAAUUCUACAUUUCCAUUGCCGCGAUCGAUCAAGCCCAAUGGGAACGUCUCAUCCAAGAACUGUUGCAAGAAACGACGAUACAAGAUGCCUUGCAGCUCUUGGAAACAGAUGGCAAGCAUGACUACCAGCAAGUCAAGGCUCUGUGGAAGCGCAAAACACCAUCCACGACAUUGGCCGACACGGACGGAAACGAAGCCGACCUCCGAGCAUUGGCCGAAUCCUACAUUUCAACGGCAUUUCAUUGGCUGUUUCUCGUUGGCGGUGACAAUGGAAAGCCGUCCAAGUGGCAGCUACAAAAGGCAAUGAAACAGGGUGCAGAUUGGAAGGAGAACUUUUCCCGCUUUUGGGGUCCGUUCCCCGAAUACAUUUUCGCCAUUGAAGCUUGUGCCAAUUGUGGAAAGCACGAAAGUGAGGAUGAAACGCAACUGUUGAGCUGCGCUGCCUGCAUGAUGGCCCUGUACUGUGGCGCCACUUGCCAGAAAGAGCAUUGGAAGUCGACUCACAAGAUCGAAUGCCGCAAGAAUCGUCGUGAAUGA